Halichondria panicea is the source of this 1595-nucleotide messenger RNA. RefSeq names its product sodium-coupled neutral amino acid transporter 7-like. Gene Ontology annotation, biological process: amino acid transmembrane transport. The record is from RefSeq and is a predicted model, not a curated record. NCBI's taxonomy places the organism in Eukaryota, Metazoa, Porifera, Demospongiae, Suberitida, Halichondriidae. Gene Ontology annotation, molecular function: L-amino acid transmembrane transporter activity. Bases 93 to 1511 code for a protein of 472 amino acids. The transcript has 8 exons.
GCCAGAGAUGAAAGCAUAGAUAUCUAUGAUGAAAGCAAAGCCUCAUUAAUCAUGAUGACGGAGACGGCACACAGGAAUGCUCGGUGUGUGCUAUGGCUACUAUAAACACCUCUUAUUAUCCUAACCGAAAAUACAGCAUUCAAGGUGAAGAUGGAUCCUCUGGAGCAGUGGAUAUGAGAGCAGAGGAAGCAACCUUCUACUACCCCUGGGAUGUGUCUAAGCAGUCUUCUAGCAAUGGAACAGCCUUUGGAGCAGUCUUCAUCGUUGUGAAUGCUGCUCUAGGUGCUGGACUGUUGUCUUUACCUCUAGCCUUCUAUCAGGCAGGGGGAGUAACACAAGGCAUUGCAAUAGAGCUGGUACUACUGGUGUUUGUUAUAUCCAGUGUACUAGUCCUAGCCUAUGGUGCUGAGUUGAAGCACAAGACUACCUAUGAGGACACAGUGGAGGCGGUGUGUGGCCCUGUGGUCAAGUUAGUAGCUGAGAUCUGUCUAUUGGCCUUCUGUUUUGGUUCCAACAUAACCUACCUGGUCAUAGUGGGCGACCAACUAGAGGAUAUGUCCUCUGGCAUAAUCCAAUCUCUGAACCUCACUGCAAACGAAACUAAUCACAUCAAAAGCAGUUUCUACGUUGACAGACGAUUCAUAAUAGCCAUAGUAGCGUGUGUCUUCAUACUACCAUGGCUGUUCUUCAAGAAGAUCGGUGUCCUCAGCUACACAAGUUUCCUUGCUGUUCUCUGCUGUUUCUACAUAGCUGCUGUCGUGACAACUAGACACUUCAUUGGUACAACCGAUUGUGAAGUAUCCACCACUCAAGUCCAUUGUUCGCGAUCCUGGCCUGAUGUUGUCAAUGCUAUUCCAUUCAUCUGCUUUGGCUACCAGUGUCAUGUGUCGUCCAUUCCCAUCUAUGUGGGUCUCAAGAAGCGCACUGUUAAGAGAUUCUUCUUUAUUAUUGUAUUUGCUGUCCUCAUCUGUUUCGUCGUUUAUACCCUCACUGGGACCUUUGGCUAUCUGACCUUUGUCCCCGGUACCUGUAUACAAUCGGAUAUUCUGCGCAACUACUGCAAUAAGGAUAUACUAGUGGACGUGGCACGAGGUCUACUAGCCCUCGUCAUGGUUACCUCUUACCCCAUCCUAACAUUCUGUGGAAGAACUCCCCUGGACUCCAUAUUGGUGAAGCUGUUUCGUGUGUGUCGGUUGAGUAUCAGUCAUGACAAGUACAAGUGGGCACGGCUGAGGAUUGAGAGUCUUAUAUGGUUUGUCAUCACUCUCGCGCUGGCCAUACUAGUGGAGCAGAUAUCUAAUGUGGUCAGUCUGACUGGAGGACUGGCUGCCACCUUCAUAUUCGUGUUCCCAGGUAUGAUGAUCAUUCAGUUUGCAUUGUCCUCGAAAACGCAUUCCCACGUCAAGAAAACUUUUUUUGUUGCCUACGGCUGUUUUAUUAUUGUCAUUGGCAGUUUCAUAUUUGGAAACAGUUUAGUGUACACGAUUCUGCUUGAUAGUAAAUUGAUUUAGUGUGUGUGUGUGUGUGUGCGGUUACAGUUUAUGUUUCUAUUUAUGCGGUGCAUUAAAGUUAUGUGAAAUAUUGAAAUUAAUUGG